Contarinia nasturtii (swede midge) is the source of this 2218-nucleotide messenger RNA. RefSeq names its product X-ray repair cross-complementing protein 6 (gene Irbp). Bases 172 to 2001 code for a protein of 609 amino acids. The record is from RefSeq and is a predicted model, not a curated record. Gene Ontology annotation, cellular component: nucleus; Ku70:Ku80 complex. NCBI's taxonomy places the organism in Eukaryota, Metazoa, Arthropoda, Insecta, Diptera, Cecidomyiidae. Gene Ontology annotation, biological process: cellular response to X-ray; cellular response to gamma radiation; double-strand break repair via nonhomologous end joining. Gene Ontology annotation, molecular function: telomeric repeat DNA binding; damaged DNA binding; DNA helicase activity. The transcript has 9 exons.
CGCAAUUAAAUCAAACAACAUCAAGCUUUGACAAAGCGUGCACUGUCUUGUUUCUGCGGUUGAAAUAAUUUCACAACAUCAAGUAACCAUAGCGUUCGGCUUGAACAUUUACGUUUCUUGCUGGUUUUGAAAUAAUAAUAACUUCUGAGUGCGCGAAAAAAAAUCACAAAAAUGAGCGAAUGGAAUUUGAAUGAUGGCAUCGAAGAUGUAGACGACGAAGAAAAAGUAUCUUUCACUGGACGUGAUGGAACGAUUUAUUUGAUUGAUGCUGACAUUUCCAAAAAUGAAGAACACUUUUUCAUGUGUUUGAGCUGCAUCGAAGAGGAUCUGUUGAAGGGCAUCCUUGCCAAUUCCAGAGAUAUGGUUUCGGUUGUAUUUUAUAACACGAAAAACAGUCCACCGCCAAGUGCUCAAUUGACCGACAACGAAGAUACAAACAUAAUCAGCGCUGAAAAUUGCGCCACUUUCAUUCCGCUGAAACCGUUAAGCAAAAAUUUGAUUCAGUACUUCAAGAACUUUCGUCAAUCGAGCAACUUUUUCAAUUUCAACGAAACUCAUGGCAUCUCGAAUGGAAGUUCGUUCAGUGAAGCUCUGUGGUUGUGUUCCCGUUUGAUUAUCCGGUGCAACUAUCGAUUGCAUCGUUCAAGAAUCAUUUUGUUCACAAACAAUGAACUACCAUACAUGAAUGGUACAAAAGAACAAAACGAUGCACUCAUUCGAGCAAAAGAUUUGUUGGACAAUAAGAUCGAUGUCGAUUUGGUACCGUUAGUCGACGAAUUCAAUAUGGACGCGUUUUACAUGGAAUUUUUGAGCGCAGCAUCGGGAAUCCCACCAGAUGAACUACGUUUGGACAGUCCAGCGACACAACGUGAGCAUAUGCUGCAUCGCCAUCCACGAAGAAAUAAUCGAAAAUCUUGUUUGCGACACAUCAACUUUGAACUGGCCGAUUCUGUGUCACUGUCGUGCAACAUUUACAGUCUCACUCGAAAAGCACGCAAGCCAAACGCCAUUAAUAUGUUACGUGAAAAUAAGGAAAUCGUUCUCGCAAAGCGAUCGUAUGUUGUCGAGCAACAGAGUGCGGAGGAUCCAGAAGAGGUCGUUCAACGCGAGGUGCUCCCUGGUCAAAUGUUCAAAGGUCAAAUGAUUUGCGGAAAGGAAAUUUUAUUCAGUUCAGAUGAAAUGAAAAAAAUGAAAGAGAUUCAAGACGUUGGGCUUCGAUUGUUGGGCUUCAAACCACUUGCUGCACUGAAACCGAGAUGGAUGAUCAAGCAUUGUUUGUUUUUGUAUCCAAGCGAAAAGAAAAUUAAUGGCUCGACAAAAGUGUUUCGUGCUCUGUGGGAAAAAUGCUUGGAAAAGGAAAAAUAUGCUCUCUGCACCUUGACAAUGCGACGUCUGACAUCACCAAAAUAUGUUGCUUUGGUGCCACAAACAAUCGCCAGUGGUGGCAACGACGGGUUUUGCAUAGUUUUCUUGCCAGUCGAAACGAAUAUCGGUGUAAUUGAUGCCCUGGUAAAGCCAUUGCCAGAUGUUACCCCGGAACAACAAUCUUUGUCCGAAUUGUUGUGCAAAAAAUUGCGUUUCAAGUAUUCACCGGAAAACUUCCCAAAUCCAGCACUGAAUUUAUUCUACAAACGUCUUGAAGAAACCGUUUACGAUGAUGAAGAAAUGGAGGAUGUAAUUGAUGCAACAUUACCAGAUCUUGGCCGUCAAGACGAACAACUUGUCAAAUAUAACAUUCUCGAACGUUUUUUUAUGGAAUUUGGAACGGAAGAUGUUGUCACAAGUGGAAAACGUGGAGCGGGUGGACAAGGCGAUGGUACACGAGCAAAGACCUCAAAGAAGGAUUUGUCUGAAUCGCAGAUUGAAGAGGCAAUUCGAAAUGGACGGAUUGAAGCAGUCACUGUGCCACAGAUAAAAGAUUUCAUCCGAAGCCGUAAUGCACACGCCCCAAAUGGCGCAAAACAGGCAUUGUUCGAGUUCUCUCAACGACUCAUCGAUUAGUGAUGUUCUCGGCCAAACCAACCGAUUGUUUCAAAAUAUAAUAAAUAAAAGAUGUCAUUCUUGAUAUAAAAAAAUGAAAUGAAAACGAAAGAGUUGUUGUGUUCUUUUUGGAAUCAAUGAAAGUAUAUUUUCAAGUUGUAUGUUUGUUUAACAAAUAAUCAUUAUUGUUCACGCUGCAUCUUCUCUGCAACAACUAAUUAUAAACUACAUUCUACAU